Aplysia californica (California sea hare) is the source of this 2490-nucleotide messenger RNA. Its product is annotated as talin rod domain-containing protein 1. The coding region runs from base 699 to 2405 and encodes 568 amino acids. The record is from RefSeq and is a predicted model, not a curated record. The transcript has 4 exons. Gene Ontology annotation, molecular function: actin binding. NCBI's taxonomy places the organism in Eukaryota, Metazoa, Mollusca, Gastropoda, Aplysiida, Aplysiidae.
UAAACGUCUCCUUUUCGGUGAGCUCUCGUUAGGCCUAUGCCUAUAUGCCUAAUUAUUAAUUAAAUUAAGGUCUACUUUAGAUCUGCAAACACAUCUCUUUAUCCUUUCGUAGUCAUAGUUCGCUGAUAACAUUGUUCUUUUUUAACCAGAAAAUAAAAAUAUUCAUAGUAGAUCGAAGAUGAUACGUUACUAUUUAUUCGGAAAAAAAGAACCACAAUAAUGUGCAAGUGACAGUUUUGUACCGUUGAUAUGUGCCAGCAGCAAAGAUUCAUACUUUGAAUCAGUACAGAGAUGUCAUAAUAACUUCCACUUUGGACCAGCACAAAGUAACCGACGUACAUAAUAUUAGUGGCUGUAGUGGGAAGUAGCUCAUAAUUUCGAGGGCUAACAGCUGAUCGGAAACCGUUCCCUCAAGGCUCAAGGAGGACAAAGAUGCCCCACCCAGUGCAGACGUGCGAUGAUGCUUCCUCUUUUGCUUCUUGGAACAGAGCUUAUAAUAUUACAGUUGCUUUAUUUUAGCGGUUUAGAUCUUGCGAAAGGGAAUUGUUCGUGUGAAAGCAAGAUGUUCAAGGCCGUUAUGUCGAUUCCAAGAACGUUUUUUUUACCAAGGAGUUAAAAACAGGGCCCAGCCUCUUUUCGUUUGGUCCCCCCCCGGUCUGGCAGGAGCCUGCGGGAUUCUCGUCUGACCGCUGAUUGAAAUGACCAGCGACAAUGGACGCGGAGUGGUUCUGGCUCUGGACGAGUCUCGGACGCGCAUCCAGGCGGUCGCCGAACUCCUUCUCCUCUCCUGCUCCCCGAAGCCCGUGUUCAGCCGGCCGGGUGACCUUCAGACGACGGCGGAGGCGUACGUCCAGUUCCGAGACAAGGUCAUCGCUCAGCUGAACAAAGUCCUGUUGCUGACGCGGGAUGUGGCCUCGCAGGUACACAGCCAGCAAAUCCAGUGGCGCCACCUGUGCUCGCGCGUACAGGAGAUGUCGCAGUCGGUGAUCAGCCUCUCAGAACUCUCCGCCCACAUCGCCUACCUCAUGGCCUUGACUUUUGAUGGGGCCCAGCCGGCCGUGGCGGGGCCGGUGACGGCCGUUCAUCAGCUGACGGCGGCCGACCUUGACCUUCGGUUCUGCUGCACGCGGCUCAAGAGGUCACGCAUGAACGACCUUCAGCCGCACCUGCUGGUUUUCACUUGUGUCUCUUUUGUCCAUUGUGAAGGUCUGUCGAUGAGCAUAGCCUCCGCCACGGUACAGAUCUGCAAAGCGGUGCGAGACUUGGUCUACUCUUCCAGCGCCAAACGGCACCGCGACCGCGUGUCGCUCUGCGUCGAGUCGGUCACCCGCUCGUCGGGCCAGCUGAGGGACUUCCUGCUCUCGUACCAGCACCACGGCAAGAGCAGAGACGCGACGCAGCAGCAGCCGCAACAUCAUCAUCAUCAGCAUCAGCCACAGCCGCAGUCAUACUGUCAUGGGCUGUCGGGAGGCGUGCCACAAGUCUCAGCGCCACUCGCCGACGGUUUGAAAGACGAGGCGAAACAUCCCGCAUCGUCAUCAUCCUCCUCCUCCUCUUCUUCGUGUCGUCGAGCGCAGUCCUCAUCGUCUUCGGCAGGGAAGGGAGAUAAUGCGACUGCGACUUCGCAGCAUCAGCAUCAGCAACCGUCGUCGGCGCGGAGGCUUUCUCACGACAAUAAGCAGAGUAAACAUACGAGGGAGGAGGGAACAGGGUCUAGGGAGGAUAGACACUUGUCUUUAUCGUCUGAAGAAAGAGGAGGAGGACAAGGUAGUUGCCAUGGCGACGCGACUGUCGACUCCACAUCGUCGUCGCCAUCGUUGAGUGAAAAUAGCGAGGAUAGGAAGAGACUGUCGUUAUCACCGUCAUCGUCGUUAUGUUCUCAGGGUGGGUUAAGAGAGGAAGAGAAACCCGCGACCGGUGAUGGAGCGGCCCGAGAGGGUUCGAGUCCCACCGCGGGCUGCCGAUUAUCCCCCACCCCUUCUGCCACUUCGUCAUCAUCGUCGUCGCGGGCGUCUUCGUUAUCUUCAUUUCCGCUUACUCCUUCCGUUUUCGAUGACAAAUCAUCGUUGUCGGAUAGCGGUCUGUCUCCUAGCCACGACCACCACCACCAAGGCCACGACGACCUUGACCCCCACCACAAGGCUCUCGCGGGUUUUGACGGACACCCAUUGCCGUGCGACGCCAACAAUAUAGGUGACGGCAAGUCCAACUUAGAGACGUCAGGUCUUUCAGCGUCGGCGUUGUCGCUGUUGUCGCAAGCCUCGUCUACCGUGACGGUGGAGGAGGAGAGCGGUGGUGUGGUGGGGGAGGGCCGCCUAUCGCUGGGUCUCACCAGCGAGUCCUCGCUGCCGGUGGAGAGUAUAUCUGUCCGCCACGACGGGGAGCUGAAGCCAGACGAGGUGUAGCUGGAAGUCCUCUCCUCGACUCUACGCUACCGUGACUACUCUCCUUUUUUUUUCCCUUUUUCUCCUCUUCUUCCUUCUCUCUUCU